Messenger RNA from Rasamsonia emersonii CBS 393.64, 2577 nucleotides. Its product is annotated as Beta-glucosidase. Gene Ontology annotation, molecular function: beta-glucosidase activity. The transcript is spliced from 7 exons. The coding region runs from base 1 to 2577 and encodes 858 amino acids. NCBI's taxonomy places the organism in Eukaryota, Fungi, Ascomycota, Eurotiomycetes, Eurotiales, Trichocomaceae. Gene Ontology annotation, biological process: glucan catabolic process. The record is from RefSeq and is a predicted model, not a curated record.
AUGAGGAACGGGUUGCUCAAGGUCGCCGCCCUUGCGGCCGCUUCGGUCGUCAAUGGCGAGAACCUGGCUUAUUCACCUCCCUUCUACCCUUCGCCGUGGGCCAAUGGACAGGGCGACUGGGCAGAGGCCUACGAGAAGGCCGUCAAGUUUGUCUCCCAACUCACGCUGGCCGAAAAGGUCAACCUGACCACCGGAACUGGUUGGGAGCAGGACCGAUGCGUCGGCCAAGUGGGUAGCAUCCCAAGAUUGGGCUUCCCAGGACUUUGCAUGCAGGACUCUCCGCUGGGUGUUCGAGACACUGACUACAACUCGGCCUUCCCGGCGGGUGUCAAUGUCGCUGCUACCUGGAACAGGGACCUCGCCUACCGUCGCGGCCAAGCGAUGGGCGAGGAGCAUCGCGGAAAAGGUGUCGACGUUCAGCUGGGCCCUGUGGCCGGCCCGCUGGGCAGGUCUCCCGAUGCUGGCAGAAACUGGGAAGGUUUCGCCCCGGAUCCCGUGCUGACCGGAAACAUGAUGGCGUCCACCAUCCAGGGUAUUCAAGAUGCUGGUGUCAUUGCUUGCGCCAAGCAUUUCAUCCUCUACGAGCAGGAGCAUUUCCGUCAGGGCGCUCAAGAUGGCUACGAUAUCUCCGACAGUAUCAGUGCCAACGCCGAUGACAAGACUAUGCACGAGUUGUACUUGUGGCCUUUUGCCGAUGCUGUUCGCGCUGGCGUUGGUUCAAUCAUGUGCUCCUACAACCAGGUGAACAACAGCUACGCCUGCUCCAACAGCUACACCAUGAACAAGCUGCUCAAGAGCGAAUUGGGCUUCCAAGGCUUCGUCAUGACCGACUGGGGUGGCCACCACAGUGGUGUGGGUUCCGCUCUCGCUGGUUUGGACAUGUCGAUGCCCGGAGACAUUGCCUUCGACAGUGGCACCUCCUUCUGGGGCACUAACCUCACGGUUGCCGUGCUCAAUGGAAGUGUUCCUGAGUGGCGUGUUGAUGACAUGGCUGUCCGUAUCAUGUCCGCUUAUUACAAGGUCGGCCGCGACCGCUACAGCGUCCCCAUCAACUUUGACUCGUGGACCCUGGAUACCUAUGGUCCCGAGCACUAUGCGGUGGGCCAGGGCAACACCAAGAUCAACGAGCACGUUGAUGUUCGCGGCAACCAUGCAGAAAUCAUCCAUGAAAUCGGUGCUGCCAGCGCCGUCCUUCUCAAGAACAAGGGUGGGCUUCCUUUGACUGGCACCGAACGGUUUGUCGGUGUUUUCGGAGAGGAUGCCGGAUCCAACCCUUGGGGUGUGAACGGCUGCAGUGACCGAGGCUGCGACAAUGGUACAUUGGCCAUGGGCUGGGGCAGUGGUACUGCUAACUUCCCCUACUUGGUGACGCCGGAGCAGGCGAUCGAGAGAGAAGUCGUGUCCCGAAAUGGAACCUUCACCGCCAUCACGGACAAUGGCGCUCUUGAGCAGAUGGCGGCUGUCGCCUCUCAGGCUGAUGUUUGCCUGGUCUUCGCCAACGCCGACUCCGGAGAAGGCUACAUCAACGUCGACGGCAAUGAGGGUGACCGGAAGAAUCUGACCCUGUGGCAAGGGGCGGAUCAAGUCAUCCACAACGUCACUGCCAACUGCAACAACACCGUCGUGGUGUUGCACACUGUCGGCCCCGUUUUGAUCGAUGAUUGGUAUGACCACCCCAACGUCACUGCCAUUCUCUGGGCUGGUCUUCCGGGCCAGGAGAGCGGUAACUCGCUCGUCGAUGUCCUCUACGGCCGUGUCAACCCUGGCGGAAAGACUCCGUUCACCUGGGGACGGACCCGGGAGGAUUACGGUGCUCCUCUGGUCCUGAAGCCGAACAAUGGCAAGGGCGCCCCGCAGCAGGACUUCACUGAGGGUAUCUUCAUCGACUACCGUCGGUUUGACAAGUACAACAUCACCCCCAUCUACGAAUUCGGAUUCGGUCUGAGCUACACUACCUUUGAGUUUUCUGAGCUCAAUGUGCAGCCUAUCAAUACGCCGCCGUACACUCCCGCUUCUGGCUUCACCAAGGCGGCGCAGUCAUUCGGCCCGUCGUCCAAUGCUUCUGACAACCUGUACCCCAGCGACAUUGAGCGGGUCCCGUUGUACAUCUACCCAUGGCUCAACUCCACCGAUUUGAAGGCGUCCGCCAAUGACCCUGACUAUGGGUUGCCUAACGACAAAUACGUUCCUCCCAACGCCACGAACGGUAACCCGCAGCCCAUUAACCCGGCUGGCGGUGCUCCUGGUGGCAACCCUAGUCUCUAUGAGCCUGUUGCUCGGGUCUCAGCCAUCAUCACCAACACCGGUAAGGUUACGGGUGACGAGGUUCCUCAACUGUAUGUCUCUCUUGGCGGUCCCGAUGAUGCCCCCAAGGUUCUUCGUGGCUUCGACCGUAUCACACUUGCGCCUGGUCAGCAGACCUUGUGGACGACCACCCUGACGAGGCGAGACAUCUCGAACUGGGACCCUGUCACCCAGAACUGGGUUGUGACCAACUACACCAAGACGGUGUAUGUUGGCAACUCCUCCCGCAACCUGCCUUUGCAGGCACCCCUUAAGCCAUAUCCUGGAAUCUAA